AUGCUUCAGGUGGACAUCGAUAAUUGGCUCGCACAGUUGCCCCAAAGCUGGCCAUAUUCCAUCAAGCUGGUACUUCGUCAAGCUCCGUUAUUGAUGAAUCUGUUUAUCGUGUCACUGGAGUUUACAUUCCAACGAAGCUUUCUGUGGCCAUCCACACCCAUACCAUCUCAGAUAUCUUUCAGGCCAUCGAGAGAUCGAUGGGUCAAUCUAUGCCAACGAGCAGAACAAGCUGCCUAUUGGCUGAAUUCGCCCGAUGGAGCGUAUUACCUAGACGUCUGGUCCAUAACCGUCUACGCUGCUUUCUGCUGUGUGAUAAUACACCUUAAAGCGUACGAGGAGUCUAAAGAUCCCCAUCAUCAGUGGCUGUUGGACGUGUCAAAUACCAUAAUCCAGCAAUGGGCAGAUCAACAACCUGAUAACCCCGUUCGACGACGCUUAGCCUCGAUGUCGGAUCUAAUGACCUCUAUCAACAAAAGCACCAAUGUACCCAGUACCAGCACCGCUUCUAGCAGUAAUGUUUUGGCUGGUAUACCACUCAUACCUGAAGGAACGUACCAGCAACCUCAAUCACAAGUCGAUGUAAACGAUCUAUUCAAUAACCAUCCUUCGGCUUCCUCUGCGGGUGGAGCUUCCUCGCAUGGAUUCGAUCAAUACAGCUUCAAUAGUCUAGGAACUGAUUUCGGUGGUGGCCUGAGUGGAACAGGGGCAGGAACCAAUGCAAUCGAAACGUACAAUCAACUUACACUCCUCGAACAGAUGGGCUUGGCGGAGUUUGGAUUUGGGCCAUAG
Messenger RNA from Kwoniella mangroviensis CBS 8507, 789 nucleotides. RefSeq lists its product as uncharacterized. The transcript is spliced from 3 exons. Lineage: Eukaryota; Fungi; Basidiomycota; Tremellomycetes; Tremellales; Cryptococcaceae. Bases 1 to 789 code for a protein of 262 amino acids. The record is from RefSeq and is a predicted model, not a curated record.